UGCCAUGGGCGCAGGGCAGGUGUAGCUGCCUAAGCUGUAUAUUGUAAGGUGCCUUGUGCUGGCAGUAAAUUGAGAGAGGUAACUGAGGAGGGAGGGAAGAGGAGGAGGAGAGAGAAGGAAGAGGGAAGUGCCUUGCCUCACGUAAGAUCCACAUCAGCUCAGUCUGCUCUCUCCCAGUUCCCCUCCUGCUGCUGUUUGAUUUAGGGGACACAGCGCUGUACUCCCUGCCCAUCUACUCCUCGGCUCCCCUUCUGCCAUCGCUUCUACUUCUGACCCCUCCACUUCUUGGAUUAGUGGGCUGAAUGUUUCUCUCCGGCACUUGAGAUCCAGGAUGUUAGGAAUUGUUAAAAUGGAAGGACAUGAGACUACAGACUGGAGCAACUACUACCAGGAAACCCAAGAGGCUUAUUCCUCUGUACCGGUCAACAACAUGGCUCAAGGGUUGGCCCCCAUGAACACCUACAUGACCAUGAACACCAUGAGCUCCAGCAACAACAUCCCCCCAAGCUCCUUUAACAUGUCCUAUGCCAACUCAGGGCUAGCAGCUGGCUUGAGCCCCAGUGGCAUGUCAGGCAUGGGUCCUGCUGGCUCUAGUACUGUUAUGAACGGAAUGACAUCUGGGGUGGCACCUAUGGGCAGCGCCUUGAGCCCAGGCAGCAUGAACGCAAUGUCAGCCCAGCAAGCUUCCAUGAAUAGUUUGAGCCCUUAUUCUAGUAUGAACUCAGGAAUGAGUCCCAUGGCGUAUGCCCCCUCCAAUAUCAACAGGACCAGAGACACCAAGACCUUCCGGAGAAGUUACCCCCACGCUAAGCCCCCUUACUCGUACAUUUCGUUGAUCACCAUGGCCAUCCAACAGGCCCCCAGUAAGAUGCUGACCCUCAGUGAGAUCUACCAGUGGAUCAUGGACCUUUUUCCUUAUUACAGGCAGAACCAGCAGAGGUGGCAGAACUCCAUCAGGCACUCGCUGUCCUUCAACGACUGCUUCGUUAAGGUGGCCAGGUCUCCAGAUAAGCCUGGGAAAGGAUCUUACUGGACUCUACACCCCGAUUCCGGGAAUAUGUUUGAGAAUGGCUGCUACCUCCGUAGACAGAAGCGCUUUAAAUGUGACAAGCCACAAGGGGGCAAAGGAGGUCAUGACAGCAGGAAGGAUCAGUCAGGUUCCUCAUCACCUUUACACCGAGGGCAUGGCAAGUCCAGCCAGCUGGACAGCAGUUCGUCUAUGUCUAACCCCUCCAGUAGCCCCCAAUCCUUAGAGCACAAUGGUUCUAAUGGAGACCUGAAACCACAAGUGCCAGGCAACGGUGGUCCAUCUCCUUUAUCUUCUCACCCAGCUCACACAUCUCACUCUUUAGUCCACGAGUCCCACAUCCACCUGAAAGGAGAUCCCCACUAUUCCUUUAACCACCCGUUCUCCAUCAACAACCUGAUGUCUUCAUCUGAGCAACAACACAAACUGGACUUCAAAGCUUACGAACAGGCUCUGCAGCAGUAUUCCUCCUACGGGGGUUCUCUUCCUGCGAUGCCCCUUGGCAGCACAACCAUGGCUGGCAGAGGGACUAUAGAGCCUUCAGCACUAGAGCCAACGUAUUACCAAGGGGUCUAUUCCAGACCGGUCCUUAACACGUCAUAAUCAGACACCAUCUAUGUCAGAUAAUCUUCCUUGGUGGGAGGACAAUUCAUAUCCCUGUAAAAGUGACUGUUACUUUAAUAAUGUAUUACAACGCAAGAAAAAAAAAGUUAUUUUAAACACAAAAAUGGAAAAAACAUGCAGAUUUGGAGAUCUUUCAAUGUAAUAUAAAAACACAAAGGUCAACUAGCUGCAGAGGAGUGUAUUUAAA
Messenger RNA from Nanorana parkeri, 1838 nucleotides. RefSeq names its product forkhead box A1 (gene FOXA1). Lineage: Eukaryota; Metazoa; Chordata; Amphibia; Anura; Dicroglossidae. The transcript is spliced from 2 exons. The coding region runs from base 332 to 1630 and encodes 432 amino acids. Gene Ontology annotation, biological process: regulation of transcription by RNA polymerase II; cell differentiation; anatomical structure morphogenesis. Gene Ontology annotation, molecular function: transcription factor binding; RNA polymerase II cis-regulatory region sequence-specific DNA binding; protein domain specific binding. The record is from RefSeq and is a predicted model, not a curated record.